Molecule: messenger RNA, 387 nt
Organism: Hyposmocoma kahamanoa
Lineage: Eukaryota; Metazoa; Arthropoda; Insecta; Lepidoptera; Cosmopterigidae
Exons: 2
Coding region: 1-387 (128 amino acids)
Source: RefSeq, a predicted model, not a curated record
AUGGUGACCACGUCAAGGAAAACGAAGCGCGGGACGCCUUGCCUUGCGGCAAGAAGGACGGACGACCUGAGCAAGGUCGUCAGCCGGCAGCGGCUGGAUGCGGGCGGCACAAGACUGCACCCAGUUGGCGUGCAGCAGUGGAUAAGUAUUUUGACCACCUGGCUUACCAGUGAACUUGACGAAGCGCAGCCUAUUGAGCAGGCUGGCUUUCGGAGCGGCUUCUCAACCAUCUACCAUAUCCACACGGUGAAUCAGCUGAUGGGGAAAUGUCUCGAAUUUAACCGGCCCCUUGUCAUGGCCUUCGUCGAUUAUGAGAAGGCCUUUGACAGUAUCAAACAUUGGGCCGUGUUCCACGCUCCUUAUCGCUGCCACAUCGACUCCCGCUAG